UCAGUUUCCAACCGCACAAUAAUUGCGGACACGUGUAAUAAAUAAUAAAUAAUAAAAAUUAUAAUGUUAUUAUUGAGAUAAGUAAUUGUCGGAAAAAAAUAAUUGUUAUAGUGAAUAUAAAUACCGGGAGUUUAAAAUAAAUAAAAAUCCAAGAUGAGUACAAUACUGGAGAAAAUUGCGGCCAUCGAGUCGGAGAUGAGCCGCACGCAAAAAAAUAAAGCUACGUCAGGUCACUUGGCAACUCUGAAGGCAAAGCUUGCUAAAUUGAGACGCGAGCUGAUAACUCCAAAAGGAGGCGGCGGAGGUGCCGGAGAACAGGGCUUUGAAGUCGCUAAGACUGGAGAUGCUAGGAUUGGGUUUGUUGGGUUUCCCAGUGUCGGGAAGUCUACUCUGCUGAGUACUUUGGCUGGUGUUUAUUCCGAAGUUGCAGCUUAUGAGUUUACGACACUGACAACUGUUCCUGGUUGUAUUAAAUACAAGGGCGCUAAAAUUCAGCUUUUAGAUUUACCCGGUAUCAUUGAAGGCGCUAAAGAUGGUAAAGGUCGAGGUAGACAAGUAAUAGCAGUGGCACGUACUUGCAGUCUAAUCUUCAUAGUCCUGGACGUACUGAAACCUCUAGGGCACAAGAAGCUCAUUGAGCACGAGUUAGAAGGUUUCGGUCUGAGACUGAAUAAGCAACCACCUAAUAUAACAUUCAGGAAGAAAGAAAAAGGAGGUGUAAACUUACAAACUAUGUGUACACAGUCAGAACUUGACUUAGAUACUGUUAAAUCAAUUUUGUCUGAGUACAGAAUUCAUAAUGCCGAUAUUACUUUGAGAUACGACGCCAGUGCUGAUGAUCUCAUUGAUGUCAUUGAAGGCAACCGUGUUUACGUACCCUGCAUUUAUUUACUGAAUAAAAUAGAUCAAAUAAGUAUCGAAGAACUAGAUGUUAUUUAUAAAAUUCCUCACUGUGUUCCAAUUUCUGCUCAUCAUAAAUGGAACUUUGAUGAUUUACUGGAAAAAAUGUGGGAUUAUCUCCAACUUGUUAGAAUUUACACUAAACCGAAAGGUCAGCUUCCUGAUUACAAUUCGCCUGUUGUGUUGAAUAAAGAAAGACGAACUGUUGAAGAUUUCUGUAACAAACUCCAUCGAUCUAUUGCUAAGGAAUUUAAAUACGCGCUGGUCUGGGGAUCGUCAGUAAAACACCAGCCCCAAAAAGUCGGAAAAGAUCACGUCCUAAGCGACGAAGAUGUUGUACAAGUUGUAAAGAAAGUCUGAAUGACAAUGAUAACACC
Molecule: messenger RNA, 1277 nt
Organism: Cotesia glomerata
Lineage: Eukaryota; Metazoa; Arthropoda; Insecta; Hymenoptera; Braconidae
Gene: 128up
Product: GTP-binding protein 128up
Exons: 7
Coding region: 154-1260 (368 amino acids)
Biological process (GO): cytoplasmic translation
Cellular component (GO): cytoplasm
Molecular function (GO): GTP binding; GTPase activity
Source: RefSeq, a predicted model, not a curated record